This is a messenger RNA of Cuscuta epithymum, 1538 nucleotides long. The record is from the annotation of a GenBank genome assembly. Lineage: Eukaryota; Viridiplantae; Streptophyta; Magnoliopsida; Solanales; Convolvulaceae.
GUUGACCAAAUCUUAGUUUAUAAAUCAAACUUAUUGUCACACGUAUAUCACUUCUGGAUUCAAACAAGAAGAAUCCUACAUAGCUAGACUAUCAACCUUUGCUCCAGUUUCAUGGAUACCUCUCAAGAACUUGAACUCCAGAACCAAGGCAAUGAUUCUACUAAUCACCAGAUGGAGCUUUCAUCAUCACCAAGAAGAAACAAGAAAUACACAUGGUGGUUGAGGAUUGGGGUGUACAUCAUUUUUCUGGUCGCCGGCCAGUCCACCGCCACGCUGCUAGGGCGGUUUUACUUCGACAAAGGAGGGAACAGCAAGUGGAUGGCGACGCUGGUUCAAUCCGCCGGCUUCCCGGCCUUGGUCCCACUCAUCUUCUUCUUCUCCGCAAAGUCUUCAUCAUCAAGAACAGGACAACCUCGUACUAGAAUCAGAAGGACAUGGCUGCUGUCCCUUUACGUGUUCUUCGGCCUGCUCUUGACAGCCGACAACAUGAUGUAUUCCUACGGCCUCCUCUUCCUCCCUGUCUCCACCUAUUCCCUCCUCUGCGCCACCCAGCUCGCCUUCAAUGCCCUGUUCUCCUUUCUUAUCAAUGCCCAUAGAUUCACCCCCUUGGUGCUCAACUCCGUCGUCCUCGUCACUGUCUCCGCCGCCCUCCUCGCUGUCCACUCCGAUGACGCCACGGCGUCAAGAGUUCCGAGGGGGAAGUACGUCGUGGGCUUCUUGUGUACGGUGGGCGCCUCUGCUGCCUACUCCCUAUACCUUUCCCUCAUGGUUUGUCUUGUGCUUUAAAGUCAAUUUAACUCACCUAUAAAUGUUCCACUUUAGAUCAUGAUUGAGUUGACUAAGACUUACAAGAUUUUUUUAUUAUUCAUAUCACUCAAAUAUGACUUUCUCUAGAGAAGAUAUGAAGUAUUUGUUCAUGAAGUAUUUGUUCACUGUUAUGUCAUUUACAGGAACUGUCGUUCAAGAAGGUGAUCAAGAGGGAAACAUUUGGUGUGGUCUUGAACAUGCAAGUUUACCCGUCAUUCAUUGCGUCUUGCUGCUGCGUGGUUGGGCUUUUUGCUAGCGGGGAGUGGAGGAGUUUGAAGGGGGAGAUGGAUGGUUUUGGGAAGGGGAAGGUGUCAUAUGUUAUGACAUUGGUCUGGACAGCUUUGUCUUGGCAAAUAUGUUCUGUUGGUUUGUUGGGAUUAGUAUUUGAAGUUUCUUCUUUGUUCUCCAACGUCAUUAGUACAAUUGGUUUGCCUAUUGUUCCUAUUCUUGCUGUCAUAUUGUUUGGUGACAAGAUGGAUGGAGUUAAGAUCAUUGCUUUGCUCCUUGCGCUAUGGGGAUUCCUCUCUUAUGUUUAUCAGCACUACCUUGAUGAUUCCAAGCCCAGUAAACCACCUACUGUAGUAUAGAUAAGCCUUCUGCUAUUUUUUUUUUAAAAUCUUGUACAUUUGACUGGCUAUAGCUUAUGAGAUUGAGAAGCCUUCUGCUAUUUUUUUUAAAGUUUGUACAGUAUGACUGGCUAUAGCUUAUGAGAUUACAGUGGCCCCGUGAAA